Molecule: messenger RNA, 822 nt
Organism: Cantharellus anzutake
Lineage: Eukaryota; Fungi; Basidiomycota; Agaricomycetes; Cantharellales; Hydnaceae
Product: Alpha/Beta hydrolase protein
Exons: 9
Coding region: 1-822 (273 amino acids)
Molecular function (GO): hydrolase activity
Source: RefSeq, a predicted model, not a curated record
AUGAGUUCAUCUGAGGCUAACCCCACUAUCCCUUCCACCAUCACUCAUGCGUGCUGUGCCGAUCCUGCUCCUGCGAUCAGUGAUUACACUUUAAAGGGUGACUACAAGCCGUACGGACCAUUCGAAAAGGCCUACAUUGUUGGCCCCGCUGAUACCAACCGAGCAAUCAUCUUUGUCUAUGAUAUUUUCGGGUAUCACCUCCACACUCAACAAGGCGCCGACAUACUUUCGGAGGGCCUCGGGGCACUUGUCGUCGUACCCGAUUUUGCGCGAGAAAAAGCUUACAAUGUUCAGCGUUUUUCGAACCCUCCGCCCGGUGUGAACGUGGGGCAAGAAAUCUUGUCCACUUUCUUUGCGGUGAGACCGCAAUUCUUUGAAGAUCGUGUCAACGAGGUGAAAGAGGUUGCAAAGCAACUCAGAUCGGACGGAAAGACUUUCGUUGGAACUCUUGGCCUUUGUUGGGGCGGGCGUGUUGUCCUCACCGUCGGAGGAGCGGAAGAAAAGCUAGUUGAUGCCGUUGCCUCAACCCAUCCGGCCCAAUUGAAACAAGAUGAUAUUGGAAAGGUUCGGGUACCUGUGGCGCUCUACCCAGCUAAAACGGAUCAGAUUGACCUUGCCGAGAAGAUUGUGAACGAGGCGAAGAAUCAAAGCUUCGGCGCAACAAGCGAUUUCAAAGCUUACAGGGAUAUGCAUCACGGCUGGACCGGCGCACAUGCCAACCUCGACGAUGAGAAAAAUUUGGCUCAGUACAAGGAUGUGUACGGGCGCUUGGUGAAUUUCUUCACAAACUCCGCCACCAGUACUGCGGGUUCAACAAAUUGA